Meleagris gallopavo (turkey) is the source of this 895-nucleotide messenger RNA. NCBI's taxonomy places the organism in Eukaryota, Metazoa, Chordata, Aves, Galliformes, Phasianidae. The record is from RefSeq and is a predicted model, not a curated record.
AUGUCCUUUGUCAGAGAAGUAGAAGAUGAAAAUUUCCUAAUUUGUGCAAUUGAUAUGCUUUAUGAUCUGCUGAAUGCAUGCUGUACAGACACAUUCACACAGGUAGAAAUAAUAAAUGCAUUCACAUCUUCACCUGAGUCUCCUCCUGCAGGGGCUGUUGAUAUCCUGCGUGCUGGUUUGAUUCCCUUACUCAUACUCAAAUUGAAGACUGAGUCAGAUGAAAUCCAGGAGCUAAUCCUAGGCACACUCUCCAACUGUCUGCGUGUGGAAGCUUCUGAAGCUUUGGCAAGUGAUGUCAUCACCAUUCUGAAGGAAAAGCUCACACAUCCCUCAGUGACCAUCAGAAGCAAAGCAGCUCAGGUCAUUUUAGAAAUCGGUACCCAUCCAGAGGGAAAAAGCACAGUGUGCGAAGAGGUCAUUCCACUACUGGUGAGCCUGUUAGAAGAUGCAGAUCCUGAAGUCCAAGCUAGCGCAGCAGGAGCGCUGAUGUUUGCUACCAUUAAACCUAAGGGGAGAUGCUUAGCACUACGUGCUGAAGCCAUUCCACGGUUACUGAAGUUGGUCGCUGAGGAAAACAGCAAAGCCCGUCUGAGUGCAAUCAAAACCCUCACCAUGCUGGCAGAAGUAGCUGAGGGUCGCAGGAAGCUCCUAGAAUGUACAAACACGUUUCAGCAGUGCCUGAGGGACCCCAGCGAGGCAGUGAGAAGAGCUGCUGAAAUUGCCAUCAGAGUCAUCCAAUGGAAACCUUUCUGAAGAUGUGGUGUUUCACAGAGAUCUAUUGCCCUCUGUUGUUGCCUCGCUGUAAAAGUUGCAUGAUUAUAUGCAACGUUCAAAAGCAAAACUCUGUUCUUCUUUCAUUCUAAAAAGUCAUUUGUCAGCGGUCUUAUAUCAGUGU